Cuculus canorus (common cuckoo) is the source of this 4436-nucleotide messenger RNA. RefSeq names its product potassium calcium-activated channel subfamily N member 2 (gene KCNN2). The coding region runs from base 247 to 2502 and encodes 751 amino acids. Gene Ontology annotation, cellular component: plasma membrane; neuron projection; neuronal cell body. The transcript is spliced from 11 exons. Gene Ontology annotation, molecular function: calmodulin binding; small conductance calcium-activated potassium channel activity. The record is from RefSeq and is a predicted model, not a curated record. Gene Ontology annotation, biological process: potassium ion transmembrane transport. Lineage: Eukaryota; Metazoa; Chordata; Aves; Cuculiformes; Cuculidae.
GCGUUUGAUGAGAAGGAGCUGUGACGGUCCUCACCUGCUAAGGCAGCGGUAAUGCAGGAUCUGGAGCAAAGAUGCAAAGGCACCUUCCGGGCUAUUAAAUUUUGCAGCUGAUUUGUAAAGCCGCAAAGACAGAGCUACCGGACUGUAAAAAACACCAAACAGAAACCCCUCUUCCAACGUCACCUCAGUGGCAGCCGCGGCCGCUCCGCAGGAGGGGCGGCGCUGGACAGCUCCGGGCGCGCGCACAUGUUCCGGCGGCGGCGCAGAUGUGACGUGAUGCCCGUUGUUUUGGUGCGCCCGACCAAUCGCACGCGCCGUGUGGAUUCUACGGGAGCCGGGAUGGGCCCGCGGUGGCGGCGGCAGGAGUCUCCCGUGCCGACCAUAACGCAUUGCGCAGGCAGCCCCGCCGCCCGGGGCUCCUGCGGCUUUAACGGCCCCGGCAUGGAGGCGCCGCGGCAGUUCCCGGCGGGCUGCGGCCCCGAGCAGCCGCCGCCGCAGCCGCCGCCGCCGCAGGGUCCGGAGAAGCAGAGCCUCCCGCUGCAGCAGAGCCCGUGCCUGCAGUGCAACAGCUGCGCCCCGCACGGCGCUGCGGCGGCGGCGGCGGGAGAGAACCUGCCGCUGCUGCUCCGCGCAGCCUCGCCCCUCGCCUUCAGGACGCGGUCCUCGCCGCUCUCCUCCGCCGCCUCCUCGCGGCAGGGCAGCCAGCUCAACGUCAGCGACGUCGCCCCCUCCAGCCAUGCCCGGCACCAGUAUCCCCAGUACCACCAGUGCCACGGCGGGCAGCAGGCGGGCAGCCCCGGCGGCGCGCACCAGCAGCAGCGCCGCGAGAGCAACCCCUUCACCGAAAUAGCCAUGAGCAGCUGCCGCUACAACGGCGGCGUCAUGCGGCCGCUCAGCAACCUCAGCUCGUCCCGCAGGAACCUGCAGGAGCUGGACUCGGAGUCGCAGCCGCUGCAGCCGCCGCUCGCCAGCCCCGCCGCCGCCCCCGAGAUCGUGGUCUCCAAGCCCGAGCACAACAACUCCAACAACCUGGCGCUGUACGGACCCGCCGGACCCGGCUCGGGCGGCGCCGGCAACGGCGGCAAGUCCAGCAAGAAGAAGAACCAGAACAUCGGCUACAAACUGGGGCACCGCCGCGCGCUCUUCGAGAAGCGCAAGCGGCUCAGCGACUACGCGCUCAUCUUCGGCAUGUUCGGCAUCGUCGUCAUGGUCAUCGAGACCGAGCUCUCCUGGGGCGCCUACACCAAGGAGUCGCUGUAUUCCCUUGCUCUGAAAUGCCUUAUUAGCCUCUCCACAAUUAUCCUGCUUGGGCUUAUCAUCGUCUACCAUGCAAGAGAAAUCCAGUUGUUCAUGGUGGACAACGGAGCAGAUGACUGGAGAAUAGCCAUGACUUAUGAGCGUAUUUUCUUUAUCUGCUUGGAAAUACUGGUGUGUGCUAUACAUCCCAUACCUGGGAACUAUACAUUCACAUGGACAGCUCGGCUCGCCUUUACUUACACUCCAUCCACAACAACAGCUGAUGUGGAUAUUAUUUUAUCUAUACCAAUGUUCUUAAGACUAUAUCUUAUUGCCAGAGUUAUGCUUUUGCAUAGCAAACUUUUCACUGAUGCCUCAUCUAGAAGCAUUGGAGCAUUAAAUAAGAUAAACUUCAAUACCCGUUUUGUUAUGAAGACUCUAAUGACAAUAUGUCCAGGAACUGUACUGUUGGUUUUUAGUAUCUCAUUAUGGAUAAUUGCUGCAUGGACUGUCCGAGCUUGUGAAAGGUACCAUGAUCAACAGGACGUUACUAGCAACUUCCUUGGAGCCAUGUGGUUGAUUUCAAUAACUUUUCUAUCCAUUGGGUAUGGUGAUAUGGUACCUAAUACCUACUGUGGCAAAGGAGUCUGUUUACUUACUGGAAUCAUGGGUGCUGGGUGCACUGCACUGGUGGUAGCUGUGGUGGCAAGGAAGUUAGAACUUACCAAAGCUGAAAAACAUGUGCAUAACUUCAUGAUGGACACACAGCUAACUAAAAGAGUGAAAAAUGCAGCCGCCAAUGUACUCAGGGAAACAUGGUUAAUUUAUAAAAACACAAAGCUGGUUAAAAAGAUAGACCAUGCGAAAGUAAGGAAACAUCAACGCAAAUUCUUGCAAGCUAUUCAUCAAUUAAGAAGUGUAAAAAUGGAACAACGGAAACUGAAUGAUCAAGCCAACACUUUGGUGGACCUGGCAAAGACUCAAAACAUCAUGUAUGACAUGAUAUCCGACUUAAAUGAAAGAAGCGAAGAUUUUGAGAAGAGAAUUGUUACUCUGGAAACUAAACUGGAAACUUUAAUUGGUAGCAUUCAAGCUCUCCCUGGACUGAUUAGCCAGACAAUCAGCCAGCAACAGAGGGAUUUCCUUGAGGCUCAGAUACAAAAUUAUGAUAAGCACGUUGCCUACAGUGCUGAACGGUCACGAUCUUUGUCAAGAAGAAGGAGAUCAUCCUCCACAGCACCACCAACUUCAUCAGAGAGUAGCUAGAAGAGAAUACGUUAACCACAAAAUAAAGACUUUUUGCCAUCAUAUGGUCAAUAUUUUAGCUUUUAUUGUAAAGCCCUAUGGUUCUAACCAGUGUUAUCUGGGUUCUGAUGUCAGAAUCCUGGAAACAUGAACAUGUUUUAGGCCAAAAUGAGUGCAAACUCUUCUUUUUUUCCCCCCUCCUCCUCUCAGAUGCACAGUGAAUGCACCUAUUACUGCUAUAUUAGAUUGUUCCUCCUGUAAUUUCACUAACUUUUUAUUCAUGCACUUCAAACAAACUUUACUACUACAAUAUAUAAUAUAAUAAAAAGGUUAAUUUCUGCACAUAGUUGCUUGGUUACUUGGACUUAACGACUAAAAAAAAAGCUCAAAAUAAGAAGACCUAAUCAUAAACUUUUAAGAAACAAAAUUGAAGCUUAAUAAUUAUCUCUCAGUAUGAAAACUAAUUCUCUAAACUUUGCUUGCACUGGAGGGGGAAAAAAAUCAAUAUUCAUCUAGCAGUGGGCUGUAUAUGUAUAGUCAUUUUAAAAGGUCACUGACAGCUUCGAUUUCUGAAGUGAUUAAUUAAAAAUAUAGUUUAUCCUAGAAAAUAAUAUAUGAAGUAUGCUAUGGGUUUUUUUAAUCUUCUUAGUGCUUUUGUUUAACCUGCAUUUGUACACACACUCAUAGAUAAUAUAUAUACAUAUAUACUUAUGUAUAUAAAAUUAUUUAUGCGAUGCCCAUGGCAACGAUCUUUUAAACUGACUAUUUGUAAAGCUGCUGGGAUGCAGAAAGCACAGGAAAAGUCCUGUUCGUUUCUUCGGAGUCUUAUAAUUAUGCCAGGUAAGUAUGUCCAGGCAGAAGCAUGGCUUUCAAGAUAGACCUCUCCCCUUGAUGCUCUCUGGGUUUUCACAGUGUUAGAUUUCUACUUUCUUCACUCCCUUGUUUAUGUUUAAAGUUUCUGGAGUGAAUGACUGACACACAGAGUUACCGUGUACACAGUCGUGUGAGGGCAGCACAAUGUUCUUUAUUCAUUGCCUUCGGGUAAUCCCGUGGUUUCUGCUGUGCGGUCAGACUGAGAAAGGAACUUUUAGCAGUAUUUCCAAAAGUUUAUAAAAAAACCCCUGCUGUAGGCUGGAGUUACAGCAGCGAGGUAUCUGUGGUACUUUACUUCCAUGCAUAAAUGUCUCCCUCUUUCUUACAAAGGUCUGCAAAGCAUAGCGGACGCAUUUAAGAGAAAAAUCUGGGUGUCUGUUCUCCCUCUUUGUAUUCCAGAACAAACCUAGGUUUGUGUGCUCGGCACAUGCAACUUGCAUUCACAAUUCCUAAUGAUAAACAUGAAAAUAUUUGACUUUAUGAAAUAUUUUAAUAGUACUUGCUCUUUAUGAAGUGUAGUAGUCUCAUCCCUUCCACUGAAUUUACGGAUGAGGUGACACUGUGGCUGAGUAUAACAAGUAGUCAUGGUUAACUCUUUUCAAGGGAUGCCACGUGUGCCUUGAAGUAACUAAGAUGCACAUUGAAGGAAAUGCUAAUUGCUCCCUGAGACACUAGUUCUGGUCGGUGGUGACAGGCGGGGAGGAUAGUAAUGCUGAAAGCCCCGGCACAGCUGUGCUGGACAAGACAGAAGAGCAGUUUCCCCCAACACCUUAAAUUCUCCAAACCAAAUACAUAGUCUGAAAAACAGCUGAUGCUCCAGGCUUGUUUAAAAUGAAACAUCUGCCUUCUUUUGGGUGUAAAAAAUGUUUAACUGGUGAAUUUGAGUUACAUCCAGAGGCAUCGCUGGUUUAUGACAAGGUCAAUAGUUUCUCCGAUGCUUUUUAUGCCCUUGAGGAAAAUAUGACUUUGCAGUACUUUCCCCCCUAGAUGAGCCGGAGAGUUGCACGCCUUUGGAGUGUCUUUUUUUCUGUAGACUGUGUUAUUUUCUGACUGGAAAUAAGCAGUAUGCACAGUAUUUGCAA